AUGACAUUCGAGUUCACCCAUGAGAUGGCCGUGAUCUCGAAUCGCCUAUGGGCUGUCCCCUCUGCUGUCGGUGCCGGUCUUUGCUUCCUCGUCCUCUUGGUGAUCGCAGUCGUCGCAAUACACCCGAAGUCGCGAUCACACCUCGAUCGUGUUAGUUUUCGGAUCGUGGUAUAUGCCCUUACCGCCAACAUGAUCUUCGGGAUUGCCAGUGCAGUUGGUGGAACUGAAACUGGUCCGGGCUUCAUAUGUGGAUUCUCAGUCUUUGUUCUACAGUUGACUCUGCAAUUCUCGAGCUGUCUUCUGUUUGCCAUUGCCCUUAAUCUUCAACUCGUCGUUGUCCAUGGCUUCAAUGGGCUAAAGUUGGAGAGAUACUACCUCAUCAUAUCUACUUUCAUCGCGAUCAUCCUGGCUGUGCCACCAUACGCUGCUGGACAAUACGGGUGGGAUCCCUUGGAACGAGUUUGUUGGUACACGAAUGACAACAGACACGACCGGAUAAUCUGGCAGGCCACCACACAAAUGGGGAUGACCUUCCUCACCGUCGUUGGCGAAGUCGUCUGCUCGUCUAUCGUUCUUAUAUUUAUGAUGAAACACAACGCUCGUACCAAGAAGCUAUUCGUCCCAGUUCGCACAUUCUCGGAGACGACCUCAGCAUCGGCCGUUGUUUAUGCUAAUAGACAUCGAAGUAUCAUUAUUCGCGUUGCACUCUAUCCCGUAGCAUCCUGUUGUGUCAAUCUUCUGAGUAUUGUCACUGCGUUGCAUUCGACCAUCUCCCAUGGUAUUCACGAUCGAACUGAUUACAAUGUUCUUCUACUCAGCGAUCUUCUAUAUGGCGGGCGAGCUAUAGUCUACGCGUUACUAGCGGCUUCUGAUCCGGCUCUUGUACGAGGCGCUAAAGCCCUCAUCUCACACGUCUUAUAUGGUACAGACGGAACGUCAACCUCAUCAGACGGGAAGACUGGAACCACAAUAUCUGGACACGGAAUCAGGCCAAGUGAAGUCUUCGUGGAGUUGUCGACAAUAACGGCUACCGACAAGAUGCCGCAGUCAUCUUCCGGCGAAGUCGACGACAACAACGCUACGACCGACAUCAAGAUGGACCAUCCCGACCACCAGCGCCAUCACAUCGAGAAUUUCCUGUCUCAAGGCGAGGGCGGGGAUCAAUCAAAAGAGCAGCCCGGCAAUAGCUAUGAUGAGGAAGCAGGGAGGGCGCGUGCUGCUGGGAUCCAAAGGCGGCGGAGAGAGGCGCAGAAGAAGGACAAGGAGGAACUGGAGGCCUUCACAAGGCAAAUUUGA
Molecule: messenger RNA, 1296 nt
Organism: Pleurotus ostreatus (oyster mushroom)
Lineage: Eukaryota; Fungi; Basidiomycota; Agaricomycetes; Agaricales; Pleurotaceae
Exons: 12
Coding region: 1-1296 (431 amino acids)
Biological process (GO): adenylate cyclase-activating G protein-coupled receptor signaling pathway
Cellular component (GO): plasma membrane
Molecular function (GO): G protein-coupled receptor activity
Source: RefSeq, a predicted model, not a curated record